This is a messenger RNA of Linnemannia hyalina, 648 nucleotides long. The record is from the annotation of a GenBank genome assembly. NCBI's taxonomy places the organism in Eukaryota, Fungi, Mortierellomycota, Mortierellomycetes, Mortierellales, Mortierellaceae.
AUGGCAAACUGUAAGGAGCACGAUCCUCUCGGGUUCAGGAUUCAGGAUUCGCUUCCGCCACAACAAAUCAUAAAGUUCAGCUACAGCGGCAUCCUCUCAGCCUUCAACAUUCCAACUCUCAACGCCUCCGUUCUACAACACUCGACAUCCCUACGAGAGAUUCGCCUCGCCAGAGCCGACGGCCACUGCUACAUCUCUGCCUCCACCAUCCUCAAAGAGUGUCGGACCUGGAGAAAUUCUGACGAGACCCAGCAUUUCGCCCGACUCGAGGAGCUGCACAGGAGGAUAGGAGGACUAAAGGGGUUACGGGAGCUGGGUCUGCAUAUGCCAUCAUUCAACGAAGCCGGCGAGGUGGAUAUCUCUUGCUUAGACGAUCCAAUGUUGUUCCCGACCAUGUUGAACCUCGAGGAUGCACGGAGGGGUCGACCAGGAUUUCUUCAGCAUCUUUUGGGAUUGAAGAAACUGGAAACGCUUCGAGGAUUGGUCUGUGUAUGGUCGGACGAGACGGAGGUGAUGAUGGAAUGGCCUGAAGCGGAGCUUGUUAGUGCACCGUUUGCCUGGCUUGCGAAUAGGCGGCAAGGGGGUGUUCAUGAUGAUGUGGAGGAACUUCGUAUUGUGGCAGAUAAGUACGACGACGAUGCCGAGUAG